UUGCCACUAUAUUUAUAACAACGAAACACGAAACUAACUGGGUGGAAAGUACUCGUACGAAUAUUAUUAUGAUGAUAAAUUUAAACUCGUUUAACAAUAAUACGGAUACAAUAUUUAAAUAAGUUCUUUAAUCUAUGUGGUUAAAACUUGGAUAAAUUUAAGACGGGAUAUUAUCAAAUAAGUUAAUUAUUAACAAUUAUGUAGAGAAAAAAAAGAGAGUAAAGGAACCGUAUAUGAAAUCUGGUGACACACUGGGAAGGGAAUACGGAUUUAUUAACCUAAUAAGGUGCUAGUUCAAAAAGCGGUUCAAAAAGUGUGACAAGUUGAAUAAGCUGUUCAAAAAGUGUGACAAGUUUCUCAAGAUAUUGCUUUAACAAAGAAUAACAAGCAAAACUUUGACAAUGAGUUGUAUGACAAAGUGUCUGGGCCGGCUUUGCGUGACCCUUAAGGUAAUAGCCCUUAUCACAAACCUAAUCGCCCUUGGUUUGCCCUACUGGUACAAGGGGGCCGCGGUAGAGACGGUGGGCGUUAACGGCUCGGAUAACGUCAAGACUACGAUACGUGAGGGACUGUGGAAGGCUUGUACGGACGUAGAGUAUCUCGGCAACACCAACUCUUAUUGCGUUGGGAAUGACGCUUCCACCGUUGUUAUCGUCAUCCGGUGGCUGCUGAUGGUCGCUUCAGGUAUCGUAGGGAUCGCCAUUUUGGCGUCCGGGGCCGCUCAUCUCGAGAGUAACAAGACCGCCUUCAUCGUUGGAGCCAUCCAUGCAUUCAUUUCCGCUGCCUUGAACGCCACCAGCGCUGCGCUGUACGCUACAGUCGUAAAGGAUGAUAUCGGUUUCCAGCUGGAGCACCUGUUUAUUGGCUGGGGGCUCAACUUCCUGUCCAUGGCUUCAGGGCUGCUCGGGGGUCUCCUGGCGCUCUGUCUAGCCCGCAUGGUCAGUACUGCGAAGGUUGACGACCUCGACAAGGACACAGAAUAGAGAUAAAAUAAAUGGCUUAGUCGAUGGGUUGUGAAGAUUGACUGUGAUAUUUUCUUGAUAUUGUAGUAUAUUUUUUCUACCAAAUGUUAGUCUGUUGUUCGUUCUUGCGUUUAUUUAUGUUAUUUUGAUGGUAAUUUAUACUGACGAUUAUCAUUUUAAGCUGUUACAGUAUGUUAUUUAUUAUGGCGGUGAUUUGUCAGUUCCAAUCCAGUUUCAGUUUCAAUUCUUUGUUUAUAAAUUUUCUUUUGAAAAAGAAGAGAUAUACUUAAGAAUCAACGAAUAUUCUUUAGCAACUAGUUCAUUUAACUAAGGGCAAUAAAAAGGUCACGUUUCUAAAUCACCUAUCUUUAAGUUGUUUCCCUUUGUUACUCAACGCUCUUUUUUGUGCUCAUUUUUUUAUACAUCAAAGCUCAUUAUAAUCAAAUAAAACAUUUUUUUCCCCCGAAUAUUGGAAAUCCAUUUACACCCAUGAACAUAAGGGUGAAUAAAACAUGAUAUCAGAUAUUGUGAUGUUACGUCUUUAAAGCGGGCAGUCUGAUUUUUAGCGAAAACUAGUAUGCUAUAAUUGCUAUUGACCUAAUCACUUGUACACAAGUUACAAGUGCCGAAAUAUUUCAACAAAUUAAUUCGUUGUAUUUAAAUAAUUUAGAAGGCCUUUCUUAACGUUUUUUGUCAUGUUGGCGGGUCCAAUUGAGUAGGUGGCAGUGACUCAUUUGACAGGAUUCCUCCCAUUUAUCAGUAAAAGAAUCGUUUAUAAUUGUCCUGUUGUCCUGUUGUUUUGUACUAUUUUCAGCAUUAAACGAAAACGAACCUUG
Molecule: messenger RNA, 1798 nt
Organism: Mya arenaria
Lineage: Eukaryota; Metazoa; Mollusca; Bivalvia; Myida; Myidae
Exons: 3
Coding region: 402-983 (193 amino acids)
Source: RefSeq, a predicted model, not a curated record